AGCGUUCGAGACGGUGGGGCGGGCCACGUCAGGCAGCCGGCGCGGGGCUCCGCUCGUAGCAGAAGGGAGAGUCUGCAUAUAUACAUGUAAGAGAAGCAAAAAUGUCAGAUGAUAUCAGGAAAAGGUUUGAAUUUCCAAAUUCUCUUAUCCAAUCACAGGCGGUGGGUCAUCUUAUUGCUGCAGUCCUGAAGGAAAAUGGUUUUUCAGAAAAGAUCCAUCAAUCUACAAACCAGACUCCGGCUUUGAACUUGCUGUGGGAGAAGUGUUGCAGUGAUAAUGUGGUGGUUCGAACAGCCUGCUGUGAGGGUCUAGUGGCCCUUGUUGCUCAGGAUCACGCAGAGUUCAGCUAUGUGCUCAAUGGGAUACUCAACCUGAUUCCAUCAACCAGGAAUACACAUGGCUUGAUAAAAGCCAUUAUGAAAUUAUUACAAAUGCAAGCUCUUAAGGAAGGACAAGGUGGGGAGAAGAAUAUUCGGAAUUUAUAUACUAUUAGAAAUCAUCCUCAGCCUUUGAUCACUAUGCUUGAACACAGACCUGACUGCUGGCCAGUACUUUUGCAGCAGCUGACGGCUUUUUUCCAGCAAUGCCCUGAAAGGUCAGAAGUUUCAUGUAUCCAAAUAAUGGCACCAUUUCUAUGGUAUCUAUAUUGCGAACCAUCCCAGUUGCAAGAAUAUGCUAAAUUGCGACUAACGCUGCUCAAAGUCUUACUUCAACCGUGGGUUCCUGGUGACCCAGAACAACCAUCAGUCUUGGAACAACAGAUACUUCGGCUGUGUUGUGACAUGGUUCCGUGUUUGCAGGUAAAAGAUUUGAUCCAGACAACAGAAGUGAUGCUGUUUAUUGAGGAAGUAUAUUUAAGCCUUCUGCGUCAUCCCGUUUUCUGGAAAAUUCAGCUUAUCCAGCUGACCCUUCAGCUGCUGUGUGUCUGCGAAGUCAGCUUAACAGUAACUGGGGAAUGCUCAUCUUUAAUUCACCUUUUAGAGCACAGUGUUGAACUUCUGAAGGAGGAUUUUCCUGUUGAACUGGUCAUGAUUGGAAUAGCUUUACUUCUGCUACAGACUCCAGCAAGUCAGCAGAAACCAAUCCUAAGUCUAGCUUUGAAGCUCCUCUCUGUUGCUGGGGGUCAGAAAAUUCCAAGGUCAUCCUGGGUGCUAGUGAUGCCAGUUCUGCAGAUACUGUCUUCUACUGCCUUGGAAGACUGUAUAUCCAUGCAUGAAGAAGGUCCUUCGAGGCAACAGUUGGCUUUGAACCUUUUGGAAAUGGUACAGCAGGAGUCCUACAGAGAUGACCACCAAAAGCUCUCCUACAAGCUCGCGUUCCCCAUAACCAGCAUGUAUGGAUCAAUAUUUACAGCCUGGAGGAUCCUUGAAGUAAUGAGAGAAGAGUCUGCGGCCAGUGACUGGCUGUUUUCCAUAGAGUCCUUGCUCCCUAUUACCACAGUGAUCCCUGUGCAUGUUUUCCUUUUGUUGGCUCACCUCCUUGUUGAAGAUCAAGGACAGAAUCUUCGCCAGAUACUGAAGGUCACUACAUUAUUAGCCCAAGCAGAUUCCUCUCAGGUACCAAAUCUGAUUCCAGUUUUAAUGUUCAAAUUGGGAAGACCACUGGAACCUGUGUUAUAUAAUGACAUCUUGUAUACUUUACCUACACUUGGUGUUCACAAGGUGUGUAUAGGCCAGAUUCUGCGAGUGAUCCAGCUUCUUGGAACCACUCCACAACUAAGAGCUGUCACUCUGCGCUUGUUGACAUCGUUGUGGGAAAAGCAGGAUCGUGUCUACCCUGAACUGCAGCGUCUCAUGGCCACGUCCGAUGUACCUUCUCUGUCUGUGGGCAGGGAAGUCCAGUGGGAAAAACUCAUCGCCAAAGCAGCAUCAAUCAGAGACAUAUGUAAGCAAAGGCCCUACCAGCAUGGAGCGGAUAUGUUGGCAGCCGCUUCCCAGGUGUUGAAUGAAUGCACCAAACCUGAUCAAGCCACUCCGGCAGCCUUGGUCCUCCAAGGUCUUCACGCGCUCUGCCAAGCGGAGGUCGUUUGCAUUCGCUCAACUUGGAACGCGCUCUCCCCAAAGCUCAGCUGUGACACGAGACCUCUCAUUUUGAAGACCCUCAGUGAACUGUUUUCUCUCGUUCCUUCCUUAACAGUCAAUACGGCUGAAUAUGAGAAUUUUAAAGUUCAAGUCCUCAGCUUCCUCUGGACCCACACUCAAAACAAGGACCCCGUUGUGGCAAAUGCCGCAUAUAAAUCUCUGUCACACUUCAGUGCUGGAGAACACACCAUUCUUCAUCUGCCUGAAGAGAUAAGGCCCGAAAUCCCUACUCCCGAUGAGCUAGAUGAAGACGAAGAUGAUGAGGGCGAUGAGAAGGAUGUGGAUCUUUCUGUUCCUGGCUCUUGCUAUCUCAAACUGUUGUCACUUACUGCUCCUUUGGUCUUACCAGCUUUGGAGGAAUUUUUUACAUCUCUUGUGAAGCAGGAAAUGGUGAAUAUGCCCCGAGGAGUGUAUCACUCUGCAUUAAAAGGAGGUGUCCGGUCAGACCAAGGAAAAACUGUAGCAGGAAUCCCCAAUUUUAUAUUGAAAAUGUAUGAAACCAAUAAGCAGCCAGGUCUGAAACCUGGCCUUGCAGGUGGUAUGUUAUUUUGUUACGAUGUUUCAACCUAUCAGAGUAAAGAUGGUAAACCAUUGAAUCGACUGAUGGCCAGUAGAGGGCGAAGUUUCAAGCAGACCUCACUUGCUCUAGUGCAUGAGGUUCACAUCCAGCUUUCCGAGUGGCACCGGGCAAUCUUUCUGCCACCGGCCUGGCUUGCAUAUAUGAGUCGAGCUUAUCAUGCCAUUUUACAGGUGGCAUCUGGGCACUCGGUUUUGAACAGGGUCCGAGACAUGUUGACUGAGGAGAUCACCAAGGCGGCGGCCAAGGAGAGCCCAGUGGUCAAGGGCAACGCACUGUUAGCCUUAAGCAGCCUCGCUGUCAUCGUAUCCAAACACGAAGCCAGUCUCUCUUCAGACUCGGAGGGGGUCCCGGAGGUUCAGCCUAAUUUCCUUUCAAUGAAGGAGUGGGUUUCCAUGGUGUCUGAUACUCUCCUGGUCAUUGUGGAUAGCCAUUACCAACCCAGAGGACAACUUUUCUCCUCCUUUUAUUAUAAAUCCUAUUCUGGUGAAAACACAGCUAGCGCGAUUGCCCGCUCCACUGCCGCCACGGCUUUGUCUCUCCUCGUGCCAGUUUUCAUGAUUUCUUGCAAAGAGAAGGUUGAGGAAAUCCUAAACAUGCUGACUGCCAGGUUACCUGGGAAACCAAGAGCUGAUGAGUCUCAAGCCGUGCAGAUCCACAUGGGCCUUGCUUUGGGGAUGUUUCUCUCGCGCUUGUGUGAGGAGAAACUCAGCGAUAUAUCUGGCCAACAGAUGAACCUUCUUCUGAUGAAGUCUCUGGAUGCCCUGGAAAAUUGCUGCUUUGAUCCUAGUCUUGAAUAUAACACGGGCUGUAUAUUGGGCGUUGGGCUUGUUCUGUCCCUCAUGAGCCACAGCAGCCAAACAGAGUCUCGAGUUCACGUGGCAGCAUCGCUUCGGAAGCUCUCGACGUACCUAGAUGACAGUGGGAGCCAAAGCAGAACAUUUCAGGAGGUCCUGGCCUAUACCCUCAGCUGCGUGUGUACCUCAGCGUUCAGUACUGGGAUCAUUGAGGCUGCAGAGGCUGAAGAUAUCAUGAACAAGCUUCUGAUGUUGGUAGAAAACAACCAACAGACUUCAGGUUUUGCCCUGGCGUUAGGAAACCUAGUUCAUGGUUUGUCUCUGUGCGGACAUGGAAAAGCUGAGGACUUGGGCCACAGACUGCUCCCCGCCUGGAUCAGAAUUGUUCUAGCACAGGGCACUCCUACAAUGCUCUGUUUGGCAGCGCUUCACGGCAUGGUGGCCUUGGUAGGCUCUGAAGGGGAUGUAAUGCAGCUGAAGUCAGAAGCUAUCCAGUCCUCUCAUUUUCAAGCCAGACUUAAUGAAGUCAUUAAAACUGUAACUCAGGUCAUCAGUGUGUCUGGCGUGAUUGGUCUUCAGUCAAAUGCUCUCUGGCUUCUAGGACAUCUUCACCUAUCUACUCUGUCCUCAAGUCAGAGUAGAACCUCUGUUCCCACCGACUACAGCUAUCUGCCCGAGAGCAGUUUUAUUAGAGCGGCCGUGGGCUUCUUCGUUACAGGAGGGAAAAAAGGAGAAGAGAUACAGCAGCUCUGCCUUGAAAUUGCCACGACACAGGCACCAUCGUCCCAGAAUGCAGCUGCGCUCUUGGGACUGUGGGUGACGCUGCCGCUGGUCCACGGCCUCAGUUUGAAUAUCAAGAAAUACCUCCUGGUGUCUACACCUCUGUGGAUAAAACACGUCUCUGACGAACAGAUCCUGGGCUUUGUUGAAAAUGUAAUGGUGGCAGUUUUUAAAGCUGCUUCCCCACUUCCCCAUCCUGAGUUAUGCACGAGUGCCUUACAGGGGCUGAGCCAGGCCAUGAAACUGCCCAGCCCUACCCACCACCUCUGGAGUCUGCUCUCUGAAGCUACUGGGAAAAUUUUUGACCUUCUGCCAAAUAAGAUUCGGAGAAAUGAUCUAGAGCUGUAUGUCAGUAUAGCAAAAUGCCUCUCAGAAAUGACAGAUGAUGAAGCCAAUCGGGUUGCCCAGAUUACUGAGGUAAGACCAUAUCUAUAUAUUUAUUUCCAUUAUAUAGCAAAACCAUGGUCUGGUAAGAAAACAUCCCUUUUUGUUUCAGGUGUGUUGAAGAGAAUGGAAUGGCUCCUGGAAUUGAUGGGUUACAUCAGAAAUAUUGUGUACCAGUCAACAUCUGUUCAGAACGUGGCUCUCGAUGAGGCUUUGGAUUUCUUGUUGCUGCUCUUUGCAACCGCAGUGGUGACCUGGGCAGACCACGCGGCCCCUCUCCUCCUUGGCCUCAGUGCUAGCUGGUUGCCAUGGCAUCGGGAAAAUGGCCCAGCUGGGUCAGCUUCAAGCUUCCUUGGCAGGAGUCCAAUGCACAGGGUCACUGUGCAGGAGGUUCUCACUCUCCUUCCCAGUAGCAUGCCUCUUCUGCUGCAGAAAGAGCCGUGGAAGGAACAGACCCAGAAGUUCAUUGACUGGCUCUUGAGCAUCAUGGAAAGCCCUAAAGAAGGCCUCUCCGCGAAAUCCAGGGAUCUUUUGAAAGCUACCCUGUUGUCCUUGCGAGUUCUCCCAGAGUUUAAGAAGAAAGCUGUAUGGACCAGAGCGUACGGUUGGUGACGUUUUGGGGGUAGCCAGCAGCAUCCUCAGCUGGAUGAGGAAAACCACAGAAAUGGAAGAAGGUUUUCAGAAUUCAUGCCUGGGGUCGUGGAGCCAUGAUGCAGAGGGUCAAGGGGCAUGAAAAGGUGCACACAAAACUGACCCCUUGACAGGUGCAUGCCAAGAGAAGGGGGCAUUGCUUCAGUGCCCAGGCCAGUUGGGACUGAAAGCAGAACUUGAAUUUUCUUUUCUUUGGCUGGAGUUCAACGUGAAGAUCUUCCUUGUGGAAACUUGACUACAUUAUCUUCUCCCCAUAAAUUCUAGUAAAAUAAUCUUGUGAA
Leptonychotes weddellii (Weddell seal) is the source of this 5551-nucleotide messenger RNA. The record is from RefSeq and is a predicted model, not a curated record. NCBI's taxonomy places the organism in Eukaryota, Metazoa, Chordata, Mammalia, Carnivora, Phocidae.